GCAGUUCCCAGGCGUCUGCGGGCGCGAGCACGCCGUGACCCUGCCCUGCGCCGGGGCGGGGGGCGGGGCCUCGCCUGCACAAAUAGGAACGAGGGGACGGGGCGGCCACAAUUUCGCGCCAAUCUUGACAGCGCAUUCUGGUUUAAUGAGCGAGCUCGGAGGUGCUCCAGCUGCUGUCAUGGUUCGUUCGCUAAACUGCAUCGUCGCUGUGUCCCAAAACAUGGGCAUCGGCAAGAACGGGGACCUGCCCUGGCCGCCGCUCAGGAAUGAAUUCAGAUAUUUCCAGAGAAUGACCACAACCUCUUCAGUAGAAGGUAAACAGAAUCUGGUGAUUAUGGGUAAGAAGACUUGGUUCUCCAUUCCUGAGAAGAAUCGACCUUUAAAGGGUAGAAUUAAUUUAGUUCUCAGCAGAGAACUCAAGGAACCUCCAGAAGGAGCUCAUUUUCUUGCCAGAAGUCUGGAUGAUGCCUUAAAACUUACUGAACAACCAGAAUUAGCAAAUAAAGUAGACAUGAUUUGGAUAGUUGGUGGCAGUUCUGUUUAUAAGGAAGCCAUGAAUCACCCAGGCCAUCUUAAACUAUUUGUGACAAGGAUCAUGCAAGACUUUGAAAGUGACACGUUUCUUCCAGAAAUUGAUUUGGAGAAAUAUAAACUUCUGCCAGAAUACCCAGGUGUUCUCUCUGAUGUCCAAGAGGAGAAAGGCAUUAAGUACAAAUUUGAAGUAUAUGAGAAGAAUGAUUAAUAUGAAGGUGUUUUCUGGUUUAAGUUGUUCCCCCUCCCUCUAAAAAAAGUAUGUAUUUUUACAUUAGAAAAAAAGUAUUUUGUUGACUUUAGAUCUAUAAUUAUUUCUAAGCCACUUGUUUUUAUUCCUCACUACUCUUGACUCUAUCAGAUACCAUUUAUGAAACAUUCUUGCUAUAAAUAAGUGCUUCUCCAAAACCCUGACUGAGUCCCCAGCACCUGCUACAGUGAGCUGCCUUUCCACACCCAUCACAUGUGACACUCUUGCCAGUCCUUGACAUUGUCGGGCUUUUCAAAUGUUGGUAGUAUUUAUUAAAGAUGAAGAUCCACAUACCCUUCAA
This is a messenger RNA of Piliocolobus tephrosceles (Ugandan red Colobus), 1082 nucleotides long. It is a transcript of the gene DHFR, whose product is annotated as dihydrofolate reductase. Gene Ontology annotation, cellular component: mitochondrion. The transcript has 6 exons. Gene Ontology annotation, biological process: tetrahydrofolate biosynthetic process; dihydrofolate metabolic process; folic acid metabolic process. The coding region runs from base 146 to 742 and encodes 198 amino acids. Lineage: Eukaryota; Metazoa; Chordata; Mammalia; Primates; Cercopithecidae. Gene Ontology annotation, molecular function: dihydrofolate reductase activity; NADP binding. The record is from RefSeq and is a predicted model, not a curated record.